This is a messenger RNA of Cynocephalus volans (Philippine flying lemur), 171 nucleotides long. Its product is annotated as small ribosomal subunit protein uS14-like. The transcript has a single exon. NCBI's taxonomy places the organism in Eukaryota, Metazoa, Chordata, Mammalia, Dermoptera, Cynocephalidae. The record is from RefSeq and is a predicted model, not a curated record. Gene Ontology annotation, molecular function: structural constituent of ribosome; zinc ion binding. Gene Ontology annotation, cellular component: cytosolic small ribosomal subunit. The coding region runs from base 1 to 171 and encodes 56 amino acids.
AUGAGUCACCAGCAGCUCUACUGGAGCCACCUACGGAAAUUUGGCCAGGGUUUGUGCUUUUACCUCACCUGCUCAAACCAGCACAGUCUAAUCCAGAAAUACAGCCUCAGUAUGUGCCACCAGCGUUUCCAUCAGUACACGAAGGAUAUAAGCUUCAUAAAGUUGGACUAA